Meira miltonrushii is the source of this 1647-nucleotide messenger RNA. RefSeq lists its product as uncharacterized. Gene Ontology annotation, cellular component: cytoplasm. The record is from RefSeq and is a predicted model, not a curated record. Bases 65 to 1576 code for a protein of 503 amino acids. Gene Ontology annotation, molecular function: protein kinase binding; heat shock protein binding; protein-folding chaperone binding. Gene Ontology annotation, biological process: protein stabilization; protein folding. NCBI's taxonomy places the organism in Eukaryota, Fungi, Basidiomycota, Exobasidiomycetes, Exobasidiales, Brachybasidiaceae. The transcript has a single exon.
ACACUUUCUGGUGCAUACAUUCAAUCAUUAUUUCAUCACCAUCACCAAUUCUCAAAUCGUAAAAAUGGUUGGCAAACUGAAUUAUUCAAAGUGGGACAAUCUUGAAUUAUCAGACGAUAGCGAUGUUGAAGUACAUCCAAACGUGGACAAAAAGUCAUUCAUUCGUUGGAAACAACGUGAUAUUCAUGAAAAACGUGAUGUGCGAAAACAAGAUUUACUAAAUUUGAAAGCCGAAAGAGAGAUCAAUGAUACCUUAAAGCCAAUGUUGGAUGAAGUGACCAAAUCAACAAUCGCAGAAGGAAGCACUUUCUAUUCUAGAGAAGUAUCUAGAUUAACAGCAGGGAGAGCAGAACGUGGAAAUAAAGAUGGUCCAGAAGGUCCUACUUCGGACGAUAUGAUGCUAUCUCUCCUUUUGCAAAUCAAGGAUGAAGAAUCUGUAAAAGGGAAGCAAGGCGAAGAACUAGAUGCAGCACUCGUUGAAAAGCUGAAAGAACAUCAAGGCAAACUCUCCGAAAGGCAAAAAGAAGUCAUCAGCAACAUCGAUAAAUUCGAGCAAGAAGAUAAACGCAAAAUUACCAGCGAUGGAAUACGGGAAGGAUGGUCUUCUGGAUAUGUGAACAAAGAGAAAGAGGAAGAGAUUGCAUCGUCAUCCAAAUCCAAAGGCAAGACCAAAGAGACAAGUAUCGAGACGCUAAAUUCCGGAUCAAGCUCAGCAGCUGCACCAUCGGGUCAGGUGCAGAAGAAGACUGGCGGCGAUGAUGACGAUGACGAAGAGCUACCCACACUUCUUCCAUCUGUGGCUGCUUUCGCUAAAUUACCAAGCUGCUUGCCUAACCUACCGCUCACAGCAGCAUCGCUACCGCCUACCUUUAACCCGAUGCGUGAUGUGAAAGCAGAGCCUUUCGAUAUUGCUGUUCAACAUUUAUCAAAACACAAAGAAAUCAUUCGUGAAGACACAAAUGCAACAGACGCUCUACUUGUAGAAGCAUUCCAAGCACAAAUGCGUGGAGAAGGUGCAUUAUCGCGAAAGUGUGUCGAAAAAGGAUUAUUGGUUCAAUAUUGCAACAAAUUGGGCAAAGAUGGUGUUAAUUUAUUCUUUCAACGUAUGCGUGGUUCCGGUGGAAAGGCGGCUGUGGUGUAUUUCAAUGACGUUUUGAGUACGUACACUCGUAUUGCUGAACGUUGUAAAGCCAUUCAAUCCGAACAAGGAAGUACGGGCGAAUCAGGUACAGGAGUCGGAGAAGAACAAAUUCAAUUGGUAGCCGAAGAUCCAAACACUGUCAUCUCUUUCGAAGUGCCUGAAGGACCACCACCGGAAAAGAUUGAAUUAGAUGCUGAAUUGGCCGAAAAGAUGGACGUUGAGCAAGUUCGUGCCGUUUUACAACAAAGAUGGGAUAUGUAUCAAUCUUUCCCUGAAAAUUUCAGAAAAGCAUUGGAAUCCAAAUCACUCGAAGAGGUGAACAAGAUUCUUGGAUCGAUGAAAGUUGAAGAAGCAGAAGAGAUUGUAGGCAAAUUGGAUCAAGCAGGAAUCUUGAAUUUCAGCAGUAGUGAAGUACGUGAUGAGACUGGAAAAUAGAAGAACUGCGAUCACAAUUGUAUAUAUUGGGCAUAAUAUGAAUGAAUAUUGUAUAUUGCAAGAGUACAUUG